Molecule: messenger RNA, 7855 nt
Organism: Chara braunii
Lineage: Eukaryota; Viridiplantae; Streptophyta; Charophyceae; Charales; Characeae
Source: the annotation of a GenBank genome assembly
GGGCCUCCAGGGCGCGUGCUGUAUGGUGCGCGGCCUGGGGGGCCCUCAGCAACCCUCGGGUCCCUCAAAUGGGGCCCAUGUGCAGGCGCAGCAUGCAACACAGGACCUCCUCGUGGUUGUAUCCGACAUGAUCAGUUAAUAGUACCUUGCCCAUGUGCCCGAGUGGUACACACACACUCGGAUGGAAUAGGGGCCAUGCUAUUCUUCUUAUCUGUAUCGUUCCCAUUUUAAUGAUUGUGAUAUCCCAACGGAUGAGGAUGCAUUUCUCGCGAGAGCGGAGCACCCGUAAAGAUUCUUUGGCUGCUACAUGACGCAUUGCCGGAUGGCAGACACCUGUGACUGUUUUGAACCACCAGUGGACAGGCCAUCCAUUUGGAAGAUUCCUUCCAGCUAAACCACCAGUUCAUGUGAGCCUAAGUUGAUGAAGCUACCUUCCAAGGCUCACGAGCCCGAGACUGCACGUUUCCAAACUGACCUGCCGCGUUCACUACCAGCCCAAGCCUGAAUUGAAGAGCCCUUUUCUGCCUCGAGUGAACUGGUGGUUUAAGACGGGGCCGUGGAAAGGCUUGGUGUCUGCUAUGGAAAAAGUCGGGCGGUGCCAGGCAAAUCGCGUGUGACAAUGGGUCGGAUUGCUCAUGGCCGGGCGAAAGUCCAUGUUGGAAAUAUGAGGCUUGGGUCCACUGGCAGUUUGAUAAACUGAUAAAGCAUUCAAACCCUGCUGGAUACAGUAAAUGUUAGGGGCUACCAGCUUUUACAAAAAUAUUUGGCUCUCCCCUUUUUGGUCCAUUCCUUGCUCGGAAGACUACCGAACUGACCCACCCAAUGUGGCUGAGUGGUAUACACAUGUAAUUGAUAGUAAACAGAUCAUGAGCAAUUCCACGCAGGAUCAGAGUGAUACACUGAUGUAAGGGCCUUCCCCCUUUUAAAAGCCGAACAAAACAAAAACGAUUGUCGAAGUGUUCCGCUCCACCAACCUGAUGGAGGGUGCACUGGCUGGUGUGCACACACCUGCAGCACUGGUCUCCCCGGUAGACCCGAACGAACCAGGACCCAAUGAAGUUCUUCCUGCAACCACUCAAGAUCCCUCUGUUCCUGGCGCUGCCGCCACUGACCCUUCAACUGUUCCAAGUGCUGGCAUCGACGCAGGUGCCCCUGGUAACCCAGGUGCUGAUGCAAGUGGGACAUCCUUGUCAGCGCCAUGUGAACCUGGGGAGCAGGGAAAGGAGAAGAAAGGACCAGGACGGGCCAGGAUGAGCAGUAAGAAGACCAGUCUGAUUGUUUUGUAGUGUUCGGAGACUGCUAUGUGUUUUGUGGCUCCUCAUGCGGGUUUACUCUAUCCUAUCUCUGAUCUUGAAAUAUUUCAAGAUAAUAUAAUACUUCAAGAUAGGAUCUUAUUUUGAGAAAUAUUGCUACGCAUUGGAAGAUCCUUGGAAGAGAUUGUUUAAGAGACACGGAGCUCAACAAAGGAGGGUGAUAGGCAGUGAAGAAGACGGACAGGAGGCGAGAAACAAAACAAAGGUAGCGACGGGAUAAAGGAGAGUGUAAGUCCGAUAGCUCAACAGGAGGUGGAGGGGGAGGAACGAAGCAAGGGUAGCGAAGGAGAGCGUGAGUCCGGAGUGGAGAAGCGGCAGCAAUGGCAGCCGGUACAGUAUCGGAUGGCAUUCUGGCCAAGCCUCACAACUCGCUGGAGUUCUCAGUGCCUCUUUUCAUCAUGCAACUAUUUGUCGUGGUCGUGGUGACACGUUUGUUAGCUCUUUCUCUAAGCCCGCUGGGACAGCCACGCGUCAUCGCUGAGAUCGCAGGUGGUAUCUUGCUUGGACCUACGGCGCUCGGUCGCAUCGAUGGAUUCACGCGGAACCUUUUUCACAAGGAUGCUUUAAAAUAUCUGGAUCUGAAUGCAAAUGUGGGCCUUAUUUUCUUCGUGUUCAUGGUGGGACUGGAGAUCGACCUGGAAUCUCUCAAAACAUCAGGCCGUCCAGUGAUUGCAAUAUCCAUGGCAGGCCUCAUUUUUCCAUUUGUGUCUGGAGUCUUAGUAUCAUUCUUCUUGUACAACAACGACGAAGUCAUGUCAAGAACCAUUGACCCCGAUGAGAAGAUUAGGUUUGUCCCAUUUCUGGUAUUUAUGGGGGUGGCCAUGUCAAUCACACCCCUUGCUGUCCUCGCUCGUAUUUUGACCGAUUGUGAGCUGCUCACAACGGAGGUUGGCGUGAUAACCAUGAUAGCUGCAGCCGUGGAUGCUGUAUUGGCAUGGAUUCUUCUCGCUCUUGUCAUCGCCCUUGCGAAUGCUCAUGGAAAUCCCCUGAUUUCUCUGUACUAUUUGCUCCUCAGUGGGGCGUUUGGUGCUGCGAUGUUCUUCGUCGUCAGACCACUGAUAAAGAAGGUUGUCGACAAGGUCAAUACAGUUGACCCCACUGAUUUUCCAGAAUACCUUGUGGCCUUCUGUCUGAUUGCUUGCCUAGUUUCAGCCUUCAUUGCAGACUUGGUUGGCAUCCAUAUCAUCUUCGGAGCGCUCGUUUUUGGUCUUAUUCUGCCCAAGGAUGGCAACUUGGCAAAAUCACUGACAUCCAGGAUUAAAGAUUUUGUGUCUACGCUGCUGCUUCCGCUCUAUUUCGUGAGUACUGGACUCAAGACACAAUUGUCAUACAUUAGUAGCGCAAAGCUGUUUGGUAUUCUCAUUCUUCUCAUUUUAGUGGCAAUGGUUGGUAAGAUUGGUGGUGUGUACAUUGCGGCCAGGGCAACAAAGCUGUCGAACAGGAAGGCUCUUAUCAUUGGUGUACUGAUGAACGUCAAAGGGCUUGUGCUGCUCAUCGUGCUUAACAUUGGACUUGAAAGGAAUGUGAUUGGAGAGACACUUUUCACUAUCAUGGUUGUCAUGGCGCUUUUCACAACAUUCAUAACGUCCCCUUUAGUCACGUACCUGGUAAAGUCUGGUGAUGCACAAGAGAUUGCUACAUUUGGUGACUGUCCUGCAGAUGAUACGUCGGAUUUGAGAUUGCUCGUGUGUGCUCACGGUCUUCACAACAUUCCCUCAUUCGUGCAUUUGUCAGAUCUGUCCAAGGGGUGCAAGAAAGCGCAGUUGCAUGUGUAUCUUCUUCUUCUUCGUUUGGCAGAGCAUCCAGAGAGAUCGUCAUCAGAGGCAAGCAAAGAAGGGAAGCCUGUUGGGAAGAGGAAGGAAAUGGAAGGAAUCGAUUACGUUGGAUCCUUGUUUCAGACGUACGGUAGAUUAGCAAAGGUUAUUGUGAAGACGGAGACUGUUAUCUCGAGCACGAGCAAGAUGCAUGAGGAUAUUUGUUCCUCUGCUUUGGAUAAGAAAGCAAGCAUGAUCAUUCUGCCCUUCCAUAUUAGUAGGUGCCGUGGUACCAGUGCAGAGUCUGCAGGUGCCGAUCUGGCGAGGGGAUUCCGUCAUGUCAAUCUCCAGGUACUGAGACAUGCACGCUGUUCAGUCGGCGUGCUGAUUCACCGUGGGCUUGGUGAAUCCGCCGAUAUGCGCUCAAGUGAGACAACUUACAACGUUCUCCUCUUGCUCUUUGGAGGCCAAGAUGACCAGAGGGCUCUUGUGUAUGCAAGUCGGAUGCUGGAGCUCCCCAAUGUAAACCUGCGCACUGUCCGUUUCAGCUCUAUGCAGCAUUCACAAUGGCACUCUGGUUCCCACUGGCCUUGGGGCAGAGGUGAUGGUCCCCAUCCUCGCAAGGCAUUGGAGAAAGAGAAGGAGAUUGCUGUGGAGGAAAGGAGGAGAAGUGUUGCUGAAGAGAUGGCAGUGCAUGACAACAGCGUAUUUGAAGUGCUGAAAAAUGAGAUAUCUUCUCUGGCUGGUAGAAAAAGCGCUCAACUGACUGUCGAAGAGGUGCAAACAGAUGAUGUUGUUCAGGCGGCGAUUGCUGCUGCCAGUUUGGAAGAUCUCGAUCUCAUUGUCGUAGGCCGGGGGGUGAGACCGGCACCUAUUGUGGCCAGUCCUUCACGGGAGGACCAUUUGAACCCGGACGAUGCUGAGGAACUUGGUGUAAUUGGUGGUGCACUGGUGGCGGCUGACACAGUGGUGAAGGCCUCAAUUCUGGUCAUCCAGCAGCACGACCCCGAAUUAGAUAUAGUGGGAGUGUCUACGGAUCAUUCCUUGGCAUCGGGAGAGCUGCCAUCCGCCGCAGCUCAAUGUGAAGAAGGUGAGGGAGACAAGCAGAGAAGGCAAGGGUGAAGACUGGAGGGACGUUGACAGCCAAGAGCGUCAUAGGCAGGACUUUGCCAGCCUCCCGUGUGUCCUUCCAGCCCUUCAGUGCAAGUACACAAAUGAACUCCAGCUCACUUGAAGGAGUUCAGUUAUGGGUCUUGCCGCUUCAUGUGAGCAAAAUCGGGCCUUGCCACACUACUGAGGUGAGCCCUGGAGAGAGCUGGUGCGAAGAAAAUUCUACCUCGAGUGAGCCCCGGAGCCAGCUUGUGCAAGAAAGUGCUUCUCCAUGUGAGACUCAGAGGGAACUGUCACAAGGCAGUGCGCCUUGCCCGGCUACUCAGGAAACACACACACAAAAAAAAACUUUGCAUCUGCCGAAGGAAAAGUGGCAGAAUACAUCUGUUACUAGUGGCAGAUGCAUAUUUCCUCCUCCUGUGGCAAUAUGCACUCGUUUUUUUCGUAUCAUCAUACUAUCAUGCGUAGUAGUAUGGUGAGGCCCAUUGUCAGAGGCGGAGAAAACCGGUACAAGAAUGUGUGAAAAGGCAGAAGAGGAGCUUCAAAGAUCGGAAAAAGAGAACAUGGCAUGAGCUGUUUUAGCGUCUGUCCCUUAGCUUACCCUAUAUCUUCCCCUUAGCUUAUGUCUAUCCCUUAGCCUAUGUCUUCACCUUAGCUUAUGUCCAUCCCUUAGCCUAUGUCUUCCCCUUAGCUUAUGUCUGUCCCUUAGCCUAUGUCCGUCCCCUUAGUUUAUGUCUUCCCCGUAGCCUAUGUCUGUCCCUUAGCUUAGCCUAUAUCUUCGCCUUAGCUGUUUUAGUGUCUGUCCCUUAGCUUAGCCUAUAUCUUUCCCUUAGCUUAUGUCUGUCCCUUAGCUUAUGUCUAUCCCUUAGCCUAUGUCUUCCCCUUAGCUUAUGUCUGUCCCUUAGCCUAUGUCCGUCCCCUUUAGUUUAUGUCUUCCCCGUAGCCUAUGUCUGUCCCUUAGCUUAGCCUAUAUCUUCCCAUUAGCUUAUGUCUGUCCCUAGGCUUAUGUCUAUCGCCUAUGUCUUCCCCUUAGCUUCUGCCUGUCCCUUAGCCUAUGUCCAUCCCCCUUAGUUUAUGUCUUCCCUCUAGCCUAUGUCUGUCCCCUAGCCUACUCCCACCCUCGCCUCUUGAUGUAACUGAACUGUCGUGGUUUGGUCUAUGAAAAUGCAGAUUCGCUACCUAACGGCUCAAUCUGCCAAACUACAUUAGAUAGGUUGAAGAGGUCUGUGUUUGGUGGCAGCAAGGACGUAUCAGGAAUGGACCUGAUAGGGAUCCCCUCAUCUUUUAGGAAGAUCAGAAGUAGAGGUAUGUAUGAUGUCUGUGCUCCUCAUGUGCUAUUUGUAUGAGACGCUGGUCCCACUCACCUGCUAGCACGUGUUGCCGCCCACCAAUAAACUUGAUCCGUCACGAAAAGGCAGGCCUUCAAUUUUAUUAAUGCUGAUGGCAUCAGUAAGUCUGGAGGAGGCCGUGCUAAGAUUUUUUGUGAAAAGGAAAUCAACUUUACGGGAAAAAAGGGCAGUAUAAAAUUGGAAUGAUACAGAGAAUAUUGGCAAAAUUGGAAUGAUACAGAGAAUAUUGGCAUCGCCCCUGCGGAAGGAUGUGACACAUAAAUUGAGAAAUAGUCCAAAGUUUUGGUAGGAAGGGGAAAAAAAGGGCAGACUUUUGUUGCAGCCACCUAGUUACAAAAGAGUGUUGAGUGGGGAGGCUGAGACUCCUGAUCGUAGAAAUGACAAAGAGCGGUCUGAAUCAGUGGCUGAACAAGUUCCUGGUGGGAUCUUCCGGAUGGGGCACGCAUGACGAUGCCUGGUUCAACAGUCCGAAGUCUUGUGUAUACGCUUUCCAGGCCGCGUACAUUGGAAUGACGACAAGAACGCAGGACAAAAGGUGGGAUGAACACCGAAGAAUGACGUUGAUUAAAGAUGAGGGCAGGCAGCACAAGGUCUAUAGAUGGCUGCGAAAGAAGGGAUGGCAGGAGUACGUGGCCAUGCCCUUAAUCGUCGGCGACAAGAAUGAACCGAGUAGCUUGGAAAAGUUUUACAUCAGGAGCACCUGUCCUAUUCUGAACUCUAAAGGGAAGAAGCAGAGAAUUAGAAAGAAUAGACCAGGGCGAAGGGAAAGACGGUCGAACAGUAGGAGAGGUGCAGGUGGCCAGGAUAUCGCCCCUGCCGAGAUAUGCUGCGGAACGGAGAAGAUUUUUCUGAUUACGAAGGUGUUGCGUUCAAUUGGUCGGUCUAAAAGAAGGACUGAGUUAUCUGUCUCACAAGGAACACGGUGGUGUGAGAAAUGGUCAGUCGUGAAACGCUUUUUUGGUAUAUGAUGGAGAUUGUAUGUGAUGGUAGGAUGACUCUCCUGACAUAUGCCAAAUACAGACGCUGUGUGAGAGGGAGUUCACGGUGGUAAGGGUGGUUGAAAACACAAAUGAUAGGGAUAGACAUUUUCUAAUCACUUUGCUUCGGAUACCUCCGCACCGAAAGAGGUUGUAUGAGUGCAGUUUCACAAUGGAUCGGCUGAUCGGACUAUAUUACGGAAUUAGGGGUAUCAAAUAGAAAAGGUCUCGAGUGUCGAGUGGAGGCUGAGACUAUGCUAUGGAGGCUGAGACCACUCGAAAUGUGUUUGUCUUAAAAGGACAGUGAGGUGCAAAGCCUGCAUCUGGACUGGGCGUAAAGGCGGGUACAUGUUUAGUGCCCUAUCUGCGUCACCUCCCCCCCCCAAAAAGUAGAAAGGGUGUAGCAUGCUCCGGCCUGCUCAUGUCUCCUCUCCAGGGUCCGACGGUUGCAGUAGGCCUCCAGGCCACGCGGCCACUUUUGGCUGGGCGUCCUGGAGGCUGACGGCCUGUUUUUGAGGCCAGGCACGUGUGUUCCUUUUUCUUGAUUCAGCAUUUGUUUAUUAAUUUGUUUCUGUAUCUAUUUAUUUUGUUUGCCGAGUCUUUUGUCUGGUCUCUUUUUGUCUGUUCCAGUGUGUCGUUUCGUUUUUCCCUCAGUCCGAACAGACCAGUGCCUUCUCGGACCACUGGUCCACGUUUGAGGCCGAGAGAGGCCAGGUUCAGCUUAGGGACCCUGCUGCAUCAGCAGGAUGGCCUGGACGUCCGGUAGGGACCCAGGCCGCCCAGUACUUCGUCCUGUCUGCAUGACCACGACUUGGGCCUCAGUUCAGGACCGCCGAUUGGAUGGUAAAUUGGACUGCCCUGACUGCAAGCCACAAGUGAUCAAGCCACGCCCAGCGCUAUAUCUAGCUGGGCCAGUCCAGUAGUGGGCACUCAGUUCGUGAGCAGUCCUGGGCGUCAUGCUGCUGGAGCAGCGCCAGACUGCAUAGUACAUCUGCGUUAGCAUUACAGGUAGAGGUGUAGGAGGUAGAGAGGGGAGUUGAGGGCAGGUGGGCCAUAGUUACAAGAUGAAGAGUGACUUACCUCGGCUCCAGAGCUGGGGUAUUCCUCCAGCGACCUGCAUCAGCGAGACACACCUGCUCCAAGCACCAGUGCUUCAUCAGGUGAGGGAGAGACAGAGGAGGUACUUCUUCUUCUCCUCUCCCUGAAUCCCUGAUCCAGCUACGACCUCCAUAGACUCUUCUUCUUCUUCUUCUUCUUCUUCUUCUUCUUCUUCUUCUUCUUCUUCUUCUUCUUCUUUGUGUGUGUGUGUGUGUGUGUGUGUUGUGUGUUCGUGAUGAUGUGUGUGUGUGUGU